Molecule: messenger RNA, 2099 nt
Organism: Lotus japonicus
Lineage: Eukaryota; Viridiplantae; Streptophyta; Magnoliopsida; Fabales; Fabaceae
Product: binding partner of ACD11 1-like
Exons: 7
Coding region: 157-1107 (316 amino acids)
Molecular function (GO): RNA binding
Source: RefSeq, a predicted model, not a curated record
AAGCAGAGGCGCGCGAACUCUGCGUUACUCCCUUACCGUUUUGCACCCUUCAAAACAAACCAUUCAUUCAUUCACUCUCUCUUUUCAAUUCAAUCACAUUUUCUCUCUGUGCCACCACCAUUCCAUUUCCAUUGUUUCUCAUAAGAAAACAACAACAUGUCGGCCCCAGCGGACCAUACUGAUCAAAACGUAGAAGCAGUUCCCCAAUCUACAGUUACACCAAAUUGGACAAUUCAAGUUUCAGAUGUAAGAACAGUGAAGGUAGGCAAUGUAUCUUUGGCUACUACAGAGAAGGAUCUUAAAGAUUUUUUCUCAUUCUCUGGUGAUAUUCAAUAUGUUGAGAUGCGAAGGGAAUCUGAGACCACUCAGGUUGCAUAUGUUACCUUCAAGCAUACGCAAGGAGCAGACACAGCAGUACUCUUGACGGGUUCCAAUAUUGCUAAUGUUCCUGUCACAAUUUCACCCGUUGAGAACUACCAGCUCCCUCCUGAGGCUCAACCCUUGAGUCCGGAGAAAAAACAACCUUUUGCUGCUGUUAAGAAAGCUGAAGAUGUGGUGAGCACUAUGCUAGCAAAGGGUUUCAUUCUAGGAAAAGAUGCAGUUAGCAAGGCAAAGUCCUUUGAUGAACGCCACAACUUGACCUCAAAUGCUACUGCCACAGUUGCUUCCAUUGACCGCAAAAUAGGAUUGAGCGGUAAACUAAGCGUUGGAACAGCAAUUGUGAAUGAAAAAGUGAGAGUGAUGGAUGAGAAGUUUCAGGUUUCUGAAAAGACAAAAUCUGCUAUUGCCGUUGCUGAGCAGAAGGCAAGUAGUGCUGGAACAGCAAUCAUGAGCAACCCUUAUGUGUCCACUGGAGCUUCAUGGGUGUCAAGUGCCAUCACUGCUGUUGCAAAAGCAGCUGAGGAUGUGAGCACAUUGACCAAAGAGAAGGUUGAAAAGGCUGAGGAGGACAAGAAGGAGAUCAUUAUCAGUGAAAAAAAAGAUGAAGCUGUUGAUGGAUUGGCAAAGGUGCACUCUGAGCAACCUCCUGCAGCAGCAGCAGCACCUGGGAGCCCUCCAAAAGUUGGUGUUAAUUCAGAACAUGAUAGUAAGUUGGGGAUUAUAUGACUUGAGCUCACUCAGCGUGUGUUUCAAUACUGUUAUCUCCAAACCAAGCGACAAGGAUACAAAGCCUAGCCCCCAGAAUUAGUAUUAGAGUGAAUAUAUCUGGUUUUAUCUUCUUCAUGUCUUAUAGGUCUUAAAUUUGUCCCCUAUUUCGUAUUAAACCGUUUCUCUACGUUUGUUAAUUGUUUAUUGAGCAAGUAUUGUGCCAUUAAAUAAUGUAAUGAUGAUUAGCUAGUUAACUUGGGUGUCACAGUUCUCUUAGCUCAUGAUCUUCCAACUAUCACAUGGUCUCGGUCAUGUUCUCUAUAUGACUAUAUGGAUUGACCCGGGUACGUACACAGCUCUCCAAGUCCUAAGCAUUUUGCUUAAUGGACUUGUGAUAGUGUUGCCCUUCUUACGUUGCUCUUCUUCCUCCAUACCGAGUAAAGUGACUAAUAUAUAGCUCAGUAUGUACAGAUCAGUUGAGUUUAAUAUGUGAGUGAACUUUCAACCUAAUUCUUAUGAAGAGUUUUAUUUACUCUUUUAUCUUGAACUGCGAGUAAACAUUUGUUUGCAAAUGGAUAUCCAAAAACAACUUCAAUUUUUAACAUGAUCAGCAGCCUAUGAGUACAGUUGCAUUGAUUUAGUUUGCUUAGUUAUAGGGGUCUUCAGUCUUCAGCUGCCGGAAGUUUGCCAUAUUAUGUCAUGAUAAACCUGAUUGAUUGUUGUGGGGACUGAAAGUUGGCUAAUAGCAAUAGGAUUUGAUUGUGAUGUGAUAAUAAGUCUGGUUGAUCUAUAAUCUACCAAUUUAGAAACUUAUAAAUAAAGGUUUGGUUAAUUAAUCCGAAGCCUAUUAUCCCUGAAAGUUUAUUUUUCUCUUAAAUUAAAUGAAAUUUUGUUAAUUAUUUAAAAAUAUAAUAUUACAUUCCUAAGAUUUUCAAAUAUAUUCCGUCGCAAACUCGCUGACAAGGAUUGUGACGGAUGAACUCGUCGCAAACCAUAGAGACGGAUUAAUA